AUUGGUUUAGCGGUUCUUAAUUUCUCAGCAUUUGUGUUUCUAACCUUGAAAGAGUGCAGAUCAUGCAUGAAGUAGUGAAUUCGUAAUUAUGCAAAAUUCACAAGGGAUAAUUUUUUUUUUGUGGGACCAAGUAAAAAACGAUCUCAAAAGUGAAUCUGGGAUUGGCUUCUUAGCAUUAAUCGAUGUGGUUUGCAAAUUAAAUUUGCUGUCUGUCAUCUUUAUUGGGGUUGUUAGCUGAUUCUAGUGUUAUAUUGUGUAGUUGGGUUGGGUAGAGGAUUCUUCUUCUUUUUGUUUUUUAAUUUAGUAUUCUUCUUGUUGGUUGAUUUUAUUACUACCUUGUCCAAUUGGGUAGAGCUAAAUCUGUACUGAUUUUCUUAUGAAUUCUGAGCAAGGUUUCCCUAACUUUGAAGGUUAUUUAAGAAUUUGUUCCAACUGUCCAUUUUUACGAGGAGUUUGUCAGUUCAUGAUCCUUUCAUUUAUGCCGUAAUUAACUUUGCCUUUUUUUUAGGUUCAAUUAUUUUAGAUAGAGUCUCACGUUAAGCUUUAAAAACUUUGGUAAAAGUACACAGUUGAGUUGAGUAUCCUCCUUUUUGGGGCUUUCUAAGAUAUUUCUGAUUUUCUCCUUUUUUUCUUUUUUCAUUUUUUAAAAGCAUUGCUGCAGAUUUAUUUGUAACUUAGUUAUUUCUGAAUUGAUUCAAUUUUUCUGGUUUCUGGGGGUUGUGGCCACGCACUGCAUUGAAUUCAGAAGAUAUGCAUUUGGAUGAUUGGUCUAUGAAAUAUUUUGAUGAAUAACAGCCUUUUUUUUCUUUUCCUAUUUAGCGAGUCCAGAAAUUCAUGGAGUUCUAGUGUGUUUCUGGUGGAAAUGGCUCCAACUGGCACCUCAUUUGUUAAAGUACAGAGGAAUUUGCAGAGGUUUAUGACAGUUCUACAAUCAGCAGUUUCUGAAUGGUUUUUGAUCUUUCUGCUGCUGAUUGAUGCUGCACUGUCGUAUCUGCUGACAAAAUUUGCAAGUUAUUGCAGAUUGCAAAUACCUUGCAUGUUUUGUUCCAGGCUUGAUCAUUUUCUGGGCAAUGAAAAACCUGGAUUUUAUAAAAAGGUAAUUUGCAGCAACCAUAGAUCAGAAAUAUCAACCUUGAUUUCUUGUCACAUUCAUGGGAAGCUUGCUGAUGGCUAUGGAAUGUGUGAGGAAUGUCUACUGUCAUCCACUAUGAAAAGCAAAUCAAGCACAGAUAUAAACAGACUGUUGAUGGGUAAGUUUGGGUUUGAUAUUGGCGCUGAUGGUUUCGAGAACUAUUUGUGGAGUAGAGAACUUGUUUCUGGUUCUGUUGGUAUGAGGAUGUGCUCAUGUUGCAAUAAGCCUUGGAGAUCAAGACAGCCUUCCAACAGAGUAGCCCAACUGAAAUCACCUAGGAGUGGGAUGACUAAGCCUAAUAUUCCCAUGCCCCGCCAUUUAACCCACCGUGAAAAUAUAAAGAAAAGGAGAGAGAAUUUUCCUGGAUCUGUAACAUCUCACCGUCUUGUAAGGUGUGGUUACAAUCCUGGGUCACAAGUAGCAUACACUGAGCUCAAGUUCACUUCUGAUUCUGAGUCGGAAUUCCCAUUUUCUGAUGAUGAUGAGGGCCGUAGUAUUAGUCACAUAAUGAAGGAGCUGAAGGAAGAGCCUAUAGUUUCCCCCAAAACAUUGACCGAUGGUAUAGCCUCGGAGAAGAUGACGUAUCAUUCCUUGAAAGGUUUGGCUUCUGAUGUUGAGUUUAACAGGCAGCAAGCUGAUCAUGAAAACUAUCCCUCUGCCCUACCUCAGCUUAUUUCUUUUGAUGAUUUUCCUUCUUCAUCCAGUGUAAUGGACAUUCAUGUAGGAGUGUCAUCGGUGAGAAGUGAGCUCAUGUUUCCUUUCUCUCAGAAUUACAAUCUUUCUGCACUCUCUGAUCUCAUGUCACUGGCAGUUCCCUCAUCAUCUAAUGCUGUUGAAGGUCCUUUGGAAGCAUCAGAAAGGAAAUCAGCAAAUGACAUUGGAACGGGUGACAGACAAGAUAUAUCCAUCAACAAGCACAAGGAAAUUUCUAUAUUAACUGCACCUACCAGAGGAGGUGGUCAGGUUGCUAAUGAAGUGCCUUCUAUAAAUUCACGUAGUGUGGAUCUGAUUGAUGUAUGGAAGCCUGCUGCCAGUGGUGAGGAUGGAGAAUCAAGAACUUCUAUGGCAAAAAAACAGACUGCAAAUGGACCUGAAAGAGUUGAUAUGGAGUUGCCAACGGAAAAUGUUUUUGCUGAAGGGCCUGAUUUAUCUUCGCAUAACGCUAUCACCGGGAUUGAAGGUCAUGAUGAUGAAUUGCAGAUGAAUAAUGCUGUGAGAUCUAAUGGAGUUCAAAUGCUUAAGACAGAGAGCACUGGAUCAUCCGGUCUUGAGUCUCUCGAUGGAAGCUUUUUCACUGAGAUUGAAGGUGAAAGUACUAUUGAUCGGUUAAAGCGACAAGUGGAGUCAGAUAGGAGACACAUAAGCGCUUUGUACAAGGAAUUAGAGGAAGAAAGAAGUGCUUCUGCAAUUUCUGCAAAUCAGGCAAUGGCCAUGAUCACAAGGUUGCAAGAGGAAAAGGCAGCACUUCAUAUGGAGGCCCUGCAGUACUUAAGAAUGAUGGAAGAGCAAGCAGAGUAUGAUGUAGAGGCUCUGGAGAAAGCUAAUGAUCUGCUGGCUGAGAAAGAGAAAGAAAUACAGGACUUGGAAGCAGAGAUAGACUCUUUGCAAUUGAACCUCUCCAAUGAAUCAACAGCAGAGACUAUACAUGUGGAAAGUGAUGAUCUGAAGGGGAAAAACAUGAGUUUAGAGAAUACUUCCCCAUGCUAUGAUGAUACCAUUGUUCCUUGUAGCUCAUCAUUUAGGGAGGUCUUGAAUGACAAUGAGAAACCUGCUAGUGUCAAAUCUUCUUUGUCAGAAUAUGAAGAAGAAAAGUUUCUCAUUUCACAGCGUUUGAAGGGUUUGGAGAGGAAACUUCAUCAAUUUGCAUCUCAUGGGGGUUCGCAAUCCAUGUCUGAUAGUGACUAUUCCCAGGAAGCAGCUCAUGGAGGGCAUAAUGUGGGAGAAUCUUUAGACUAUGAGGGGAGUCGAACAGCUGAUCAGACAAAAGAGGAUAAUUUGUCAAUGCAAAAGGAUUCACCUGUAUCUAAUGGAAGCCUUCCUGCCCAUGAAAUGUCCAGUGCUUCAGUUGGCAAACAUCAAGUUGUUGCUAACAAUGAAAGUAACCAUCUGAUUUUUGACGGGAAAAAAUCCUCCAAGCAACACAAAGAAAUUGAUUUGGUUGUUCUUGAAAAUGAAAUCUCAGACCUUAAUGGAAGAUUGGAAGCACUUGAAUUUGAUAGGAAUUUUCUGGAGCAUGCUUUCAAUUCUCUUCAAUCUGGAAAAGAGGGACUACAAUUUGUUGAAGAAAUAGUUCAUCAUCUACAAGAGUUGCGGAAAAUUGGGAUGAGAAAUAGUAGCGGAUCUGUUCCUUGAGUUUAUAUGCUUUGUUAUGGGAUAUGCACUUGGCACUACUGAAAGAAUUGGAAGCCAAGCACAUUAUCUACCAGUAUUUCAGCGCAGGACUUGCUAAAUGCUCUGCUGCAUCAUCUCAGCUAUCGUGCUAAAUCAUAUACAGACAUAAUGAGCUCUCAUGUACAGGUAAUAAUACCUUAGAUUUCUGGAAGAAAAGAAUAACAUACUCCGAGGAUUGGUUCUGUCCAUUUUGAAGUGAUUUCCUCCAUUUUUUUUCCGCCCUCCUGGUGGAUUUCUGUAGCUUACCUUUCCUGUUACUACAACUUGUAGGCAGGUUCAUCGUUUUUUAUAGUUUUGAGGGCACCAAUAGAGGAGAUUGCAUAAAGUUGCAUCGUUUUUAUGUACUUCACUAUCUAUAAUUUCUUGAAGUCAACAGAUCCGUUGUAAAUUCGAAA
This is a messenger RNA of Populus trichocarpa (black cottonwood), 3918 nucleotides long. RefSeq names its product probable myosin-binding protein 4. NCBI's taxonomy places the organism in Eukaryota, Viridiplantae, Streptophyta, Magnoliopsida, Malpighiales, Salicaceae. The transcript is spliced from 3 exons. The record is from RefSeq and is a predicted model, not a curated record. Gene Ontology annotation, molecular function: myosin binding. The coding region runs from base 785 to 3484 and encodes 899 amino acids.